Molecule: messenger RNA, 1238 nt
Organism: Daphnia pulicaria
Lineage: Eukaryota; Metazoa; Arthropoda; Branchiopoda; Diplostraca; Daphniidae
Gene: eIF2alpha
Product: eukaryotic translation initiation factor 2 subunit 1-like
Exons: 6
Coding region: 152-1153 (333 amino acids)
Cellular component (GO): multi-eIF complex; eukaryotic translation initiation factor 2 complex; eukaryotic 48S preinitiation complex
Molecular function (GO): ribosome binding; RNA binding; translation initiation factor activity
Source: RefSeq, a predicted model, not a curated record
GACUUUCCACAUGCUUUUACCGUAGUCUGCUUGUCCAGUGGAUUUUCAUUGCUGACGUAAGAAACGCUGCUGUCCCGGCAUCACCUUAUUUUUUGGAUAAUCCCUCACAUUCAUUCUUUCUUCUUAAUACGUUAGGCUGCCAUCGUGAAAAAUGCCCUUAUUUUGUCGGUACUACGGUCAAAAAUAUCCAGAAGUGGAUGAUGUAGUGAUGGUGAAUGUGAGAUCCAUUGCUGAAAUGGGAGCUUAUGUGCACCUACUAGAGUACAACAAUAUUGAGGGCAUGAUCUUGCUCUCUGAGUUGUCCAGGAGGCGUAUCCGUUCCAUUAACAAGCUCAUCAGAGUUGGUAAAACAGAACCAGUUGUAGUUAUCAGGGUUGACAAGGAAAAAGGUUAUAUUGAUCUGUCAAAAAGACGUGUUAGCCCUGAGGAUGUAGACAAAUGCUUGGAGAAGUAUUCCAAGGCCAAGGCAGUAAAUUCAAUUUUAAGACAUGUUGCUGAACUCUUGAAAUAUCAGACUGAUGAAGAGCUUGAGGAACUCUACAGAAAAACAGCUUGGCUUUUUGAGGAGAAAUCCAAAAAGCAAUCUUCUUCAUAUGAUGUCUUCAAGCAAGCUGUCAAUGAUCCUUCUCUUCUUGACGAAUGCGGCUUGGAUGACAACACAAAGGAAGUGCUACUGGGAAUUAUUAGGCGGAAGCUGACUCAGCAAGCUGUGAAAAUCCGAGCUGACAUCGAGGUGGCCUGUUAUGGCUACGAAGGAAUUGGUGCCGUUAAGAAAGCUUUGAAAGCUGGAAUUGCCUGCUCCACUGAAGAGAUUCCUAUAAAAAUUAACUUGAUUGCUCCACCACUUUACGUCAUGACUACGCAGACGCCUGAACGUCAAGACGGACUCAAAGGACUAGAAUUAGCCAUAGAAAAAGUGAAAGAGAUAAUUGUUGCACUUGGUGGCGUUUUCAACAUUCAAAUGGCUCCCAAAGUUGUUACUGCUAUGGAUGAAGCUGAAUUGGCUCGCCAGAUGGAGAAGGCUGAGUUGGAGAAUGCUGAAAUCGCAGGUGAUGACGAUCAAUCUGACAUGGAAGCUGAGGGAGCAGGAGCCAAUGACGCUGGAAGCGGAGAGGAAGGUGGCGAAGAAGGCGAAGCGGAAGAAGAAGAAUAAAGAUAUACCGCACUCUUAUUUUUUACAGACGAUGGAAAUUACUGCGCUUGGCGCAACUCCGCUCCGAUUACACAACUUGAGUGAA